ACUGGCAGUUGGGGAACCAUGCGGUCAGACUGCUAAACAGAAGUGAACCCGGGUGGGGCAGCCGGGGCAGAGGCUGCUCUGAGCCUUGGUUUAUUUAAUCCAUUAUGGAGUCUCACCAAAGCUGCAAAAGAAUAACUGUAAACCCUGGUGACCCUGGCAUUGCAAAAGAUAAACUAGUGAAGUCAGAUCAGAUUUGCUGUCCUGACCUUUCCGACGACUCUAGUGAGAUCUCUGAGCCCUUUACAAAGGAGGAAGAGGAAGAGGAAAAUCUUAAGCAAACUGAAGGAAACUCUUUUGGCUCAUUGGGUUCUUCAGGACAAUGCAAGACCAAGUCCCACCCCUCUGGGAGUAAUAUUGUGAGUAAGAAGCAGAUGAGUUUAAAGAAUGAAACCAAAUUGUUGAAAGUGACAGACUCCGUUGCUUUAGAAAACAAGCAGUUUAAGAAAUGGAUUAAUUGUCCCAAGGCCAAAGAAGAUACUACCGCCCAAAACCAACAAGGCACUAAGCCCCAAAAAGAAGUCGAGGAAAUAACGGAGGAAGACUUGGAUGCCCUACGCUCUUUUUGUACCACUAGGAUAAAUUUGAUGUCUAAUUCGAGGAAAAAAAAUAGAACUAAAACUGUGCAGCAUAAAUCGGGUGUAGAGAAUCCUGCGUCAGAUAAGUCGAACCUCGUCGUGCCUGCUCAGCAAGUAAACAGCCUCAACCUUCAAGACCCGAAGGCACAGGUGAGAAAAACGGCAGGAAUUAAAGAACAUAACUCAGCACAUAGCUCUGACCACAACAAGAAGAGAGACCUUAAACAAGUUGCCUUCAAGACAGAGAAGACCUUCCUAGAAUCAACUGGAAUAGAAGAGAAAAUGGAAGAAUACAAGUAUAUCAAAGAUAUUCUCAUACUCAUUGGAGAAAUCCACAAAAACCUUCCCAGACUUUCAGAUGACCCAGAAAAAAUCUGGAAAAGACUAAAUAUACAAAGUCCUACUAGAUAGACUCUGUUUGGGUUUGGUUCAAGUAUGUAGUUGCAUCAGUAUAGUCAGCCCCACCUAAAACAGUGCAACCAUAUGACUUCUAUUAAUAAUAACAUGAUCAAUAAAUAUCUGUGGAAAAAAUAAAAUUAAUGAGCUAGUUUUGAUGAUUUCUAGGUCAUUUUCAGCUCUUUUUUUUCUUUUUUCUAUUCAACAUGUUAUGAUGUGUAAAAAUGGUCUAUAAAGUGACACCUUAUAUCUG
Molecule: messenger RNA, 1224 nt
Organism: Trichosurus vulpecula (common brushtail)
Lineage: Eukaryota; Metazoa; Chordata; Mammalia; Diprotodontia; Phalangeridae
Exons: 1
Coding region: 105-986 (293 amino acids)
Source: RefSeq, a predicted model, not a curated record